Molecule: messenger RNA, 680 nt
Organism: Biomphalaria glabrata
Lineage: Eukaryota; Metazoa; Mollusca; Gastropoda; Planorbidae
Product: UDP-N-acetylglucosamine transferase subunit ALG13 homolog
Exons: 2
Coding region: 117-632 (171 amino acids)
Biological process (GO): dolichol-linked oligosaccharide biosynthetic process
Molecular function (GO): hexosyltransferase activity
Source: RefSeq, a predicted model, not a curated record
UUUUUCGCAUUUUUCUUUCAGACUUAUUUUUAUCUAGUUUAUGAGAAGACACUGUGAUACAGAAUCCUAGAUUGCUAGAUAAUAAUUUAGAAACACACUAACGUUCUCCAAUCACUAUGGCUAGUAGAUCUAGAGAACGUUUAUAUGUAACAGUUGGAACCACGAAAUUUGAUUCGUUAAUAAAAGAGAUUGCUUCUAGCCAUAUCUUGGCUGCUUUGAAAAAACUUGGGUUCUGUGAAGUGAUACUGCAAAUUGGUAGAGGUGACUAUAUACCAGAAGACAUUGAAUUAAGUGCUAAUACACCUAAAGUAUCAUACUACCGCUUCAAGGACUCAACUGCUUCUGAUAUAGCACAAGCUGAUCUUGUGAUCUGUCAUGCUGGAGCUGGAAGCAUCAUGGAUGCUUUAGGUGCAGGAAAAUCUGUACUAGUUGUGAUAAAUGAAGAACUCAUGGGCAAUCACCAAAUUGAGUUGGCUGAAAAACUUGCCAAAGAAAGUUUCCUAAACUAUUGCACUGUGAGCAGACUGCAGGAGUCAUUAGAAUCUAUAGACAUGUCCAAACUAAAACCUUUUCCACCAGGAGAGCCUCAUAAAUUUGUUGCAUAUUUAGAUGCAUUGUUAGGUUUUGUAUAGUAUUUAAAUAUCUAUGCAAAUAAAUAAAUUGCAUGUUCAUUAACAAUU